AUGGGAGACGACGACCAAGACUGGGACUUGAAGGCGACAGCUGAAGUAGGCGAGCCGGAGAUGGCGUCCGGCGCAACAGGGAAAGAGACGGCCGCGUCAGCCUCGAAAGAGCCGCACCAUCUUAGCCCUGUUGACGACCUCAAGGCCCGCCUCUCCAUGUGGGGUGAGUCUUCCAAUGCCCGGCGCAAUGGUGAUGACGAUGAGGAAGAAGAUGAAGGAUCAGAGUACGAACCUUUCUUAGAUCCGAACAUGCCAGAAGAGGACCAGCACCGCCUCCGCACUUUCAGUACCCGCGGGUCGACGAGCUUCGACGACGACGAGGCCGGCCUCAAGCAGGCCGAGGCCGAGGAGGAGGACUCGCCUUACCCCGAAGUCCGUGCCGCCGUCCGCAACUACGACGAAGAGAUGCCCUGCAACACCAUCCGCGCCUGGACCAUCGGCCUGGCCCUGAUCUUCCUCGGUGCCUCCAUGAACACGCUGUUCUCGCUGCGGUCCCCCUCCAUUGGGCUCGGCGCCCUCAUCGCCCAGGUCAUUGCGUGGCCCCUCGGCCACGGCUGGGCAAAGGUCAUGCCCAACAAGCAGUUCACCACUUUUGGCAUCCGCUGGAACCUGAACCCGGGGCCGUUUAAUAUCAAGGAGCACUCCAUCAUUGUAGUCAUGGCCAGCGUCUCUUUCUCGGUCGCCUACGCCACCGACAUCAUUCUGGCCCAGGUGGUAUUCUAUAAGCAGGACUUUGGCAUCCCCUUCCAGCUGCUGCUCACAAUAUCGACACAGUCUCUGGGCUACGGCAUUGCGGGCAUGAUGAGGAAGUUUCUCGUGUACCCUGCUUCCAUGAUCUGGCCCGGUAAUCUUGUGUCUGUGACGCUAAUGAAUGCAAUGUACGAGAAAAUUGACAUCAAGGACCACGCCGUCAUCGGCGGCUCCAUGCCCCGGUACAGGUGGUUCGGCAUCAUCACCCUCUGCGCCUUCGUCUACUAUUUCAUCCCCGGCUUCCUCGCCCAGUUUCUGAGCUCGUUCGCGUUUCUGACGUGGCUCGCUCCGAACAACCCCGUGGUGAAUCAGCUAUUUGGCUACUCGACCGGCCUGUCUAUGCUUCCCAUUACGUUUGACUGGACCCAGAUCUCGGGGUUCGUUGGAUCUCCUCUGAUCCCGCCGUGGCAUGCAAUUGCGAACACCAUGAUUGGCGUUGUCGUCUUUUUCAUCUUUUUCUCCUCUGUACUUCACUAUAGCGGGACCUGGUAUGCUCAGUUCCUGCCAAUGAGCGACUCCAGCACCUACGACAAUACGGGAGGCAGAUACAACGUGUCUCGGAUCCUGACCCCCGAGUUCACGUUGAACGAAGAGGCUUACAAGAACUACUCGCCGCUGUUUCUCAGCACGACGUUUGCCAUGUCGUAUGGACUGUCAUUCGCCGCAAUCACGUCGCUUAUUGUCUACACGUACCUGCACCAUGGACAGACCAUCUGGCGGCAAUACAAGAACAGCACCACUGAAAAGCCAGACAUUCACAUGAAGCUAAUGAGGAAAUACAAAGAGGCGCCAACGUGGUGGUACAUGUCGCUUUUCACUGUCAUGCUCGGACUGGGUUUUGUCACCAUCCUCGGGUGGCCUACCAACUUGUCCUGGUGGGCGUUCCUGCUGGCCGUCUUCAUCUCGUUUUUCUUCUCGCUGCCGAUCGGCAUCAUCCAGGCCGUCACGAAUAACCAGAUUGGCCUGAAUGUCGUCACCGAGUUUGUGUACGGCUACAUCCAGCCCGGCAGGCCGCUGGCGCUAAUGAUCUUCAAAACAUUUGGAUAUAUCACCAUGGCCCAGGCGUUGAACUUUGUUUCGGAUCUCAAGUUUGGGCACUACAUGAAGAUUCCUCCACGGACCAUGUUCAUGUCACAGGUCGUCGCCACGACAUUCUCGUGUUUCAUCCAGAUCAUGGUCCUGAACUACGCCCUGAAGUCGAUCCCCGAGGUCUGCACGCCGACGCAGGCGGAGCACUUUACCUGCCCCGGAGGACGCGUCUUUUUCUCUGCCUCUGUCAUCUGGGGCCUCAUUGGCCCGGCGCGCAUGUUCUCGCCAGGCCAGAUCUACUCGGGGCUGUUCUUCUUCUUCAUCCUGGGGGCGAUCGUGCCCGUCAUCAUCUACUUCGCGGCUAAGAAGUGGCCCAAGUCGCCCAUCAAGUACCUGAUGGCGCCGCUGAUCUUUGGCGGCGCCGGGUCAAUCCCGCCCGCCACGCCGCUCAACUACCUCUCGUGGGGCAUCGUCGGCUACAUCUUCCAGUACCACAUCCGCAACCGCUACUUUGGCUGGUGGAGCCGGCUAAACUUUUUGACGUCGUCGGGCCUGGACCUGGGCCUGGCGCUCAGCACCCUGGUCAUCUUCUUCGCGUUUACCCUCAACAACGUCCAGCCGCCCGCGUGGUGGGGCAACGACGUCGUCACCACCACCAUGGACUACCAGGACACGGCCAUCCAGACUCUGGUGGCUGAGGGCCAGACGUUUGGGCCGACGUCGUGGUAG
Molecule: messenger RNA, 2508 nt
Organism: Lasiosphaeria miniovina
Lineage: Eukaryota; Fungi; Ascomycota; Sordariomycetes; Sordariales; Lasiosphaeriaceae
Product: OPT family small oligopeptide transporter
Exons: 7
Coding region: 1-2508 (835 amino acids)
Biological process (GO): transmembrane transport
Cellular component (GO): plasma membrane
Molecular function (GO): oligopeptide transmembrane transporter activity
Source: RefSeq, a predicted model, not a curated record